Thecamonas trahens ATCC 50062 is the source of this 4020-nucleotide messenger RNA. RefSeq lists its product as uncharacterized. Gene Ontology annotation, biological process: intracellular signal transduction; protein phosphorylation. The transcript is spliced from 2 exons. Lineage: Eukaryota; Apusomonadida; Apusomonadidae. Gene Ontology annotation, molecular function: protein serine/threonine kinase activity; ATP binding. Bases 1 to 4020 code for a protein of 1339 amino acids. Gene Ontology annotation, cellular component: cytoplasm. The record is from RefSeq and is a predicted model, not a curated record.
AUGGCCUCGCCCGUGCCCGCUCCGUCGGCUACGGCGGGGACCACUCCGGCGCCGCCUGUUGCUUCCAGUGCUGAAGGCGGGCAUAGACAACAGGCUCCACCGGCAGGGACGGGCACACCUGCACGUGCCAAGCCGCCGGCGCAGAACGCCGGCCAGACGGUGACAGACGCUGCGGGCAGCGGGCUUAGUCAAGGUGCGCCUGCGGGCGAGCAUGCGCCGCCGCCGUAUGAGGCGGCAGAGAGUCCCGCGGUGACGGCUGGCGAUGGCGACGGUGGUAUUGACAAUGGCGACGACGACGACAAGGUCGGCGACAGCGUGGCGGAGUCGGGCCCGUCGUUUGCGGUUGGCUCGAUUGUGGCCGGGCGGUUCCAGCGGUACGACGACGUGCUCGGGCAGGGCGCGUUCAAGACGGUCUACCGUGGCUUUGACACCGAGGAAGGGCUCGAGGUGGCGUGGAACGUGGUCAACACCCAGUCGUUUACCGAGGAGGAGACGAUUGCCAUUCUCGGCGAGAUCGACCUGCUAGGGCGAAUGGAGCACUCGUCAAUCAUUGACCUGUACGGGUUCUGGCACGACGCCGAGAACGCGUGCGUCGUGUUCAUCACUGAGAAAAUGUCCGGCUCGCUGGCAGAGUACGUCCGCAGGCGCAAGCCGUCGCGCAAGGCCAUCAAACGGUGGGCCCGGCAGAUUCUCGAAGGACUCAUCUACCUCCACACCCAGCUUCCGCCCAUCAUCCACCGCGACCUCAAGUGCGACAACAUCUUUGUCAACUCGCACCUCGGCAACGUCAAGCUCGGCGACCUCGGCCUCGCCACCGCCAUGACCGCGUCCGACCAGGACCAGGGCAUGAUCGGCACGCCGGGCUACAUGGCGCCCGAGGUGUUCAACCAAAAGUACACUGAGAAGAUGGACGUCUACUCAUUCGGCAUGUCUGUCCUUGAGAUGGCGACCCAGCAGGUUCCCUACCGCGAGGCGUCAUCGCUGAUGGCGCUAUGGAAGAAGCAAGACGAUGGCGAGGCGCCCGAGUCGCUUGCGCUUGUCGACGACGACGAGCUCCGCGACUUUAUCGCUAUCUGCCUCGCCGACGCUGCCCACCGCCCGUCGGCAGCUGAACUGAUGCAGGCGCCCUUCCUUGCUGUCCACUCGUACGACCGGGUCAACAUCUACGCCUACUCGCCGCAGGUCAUGGUCCUGGUCAAGUGUGAAGACGGCUCGGUGCCCGAGACCGAGCCCACCAUCCUCCGCCUCCGUGAGCACGAGUCGUCAGCCGCCAUCGAGGCCAUGCGCGAGCGCGCGUCGGCCCGCUACGCCGCCGAGGCUGCACUGGAGGCCGAGGCCGCGGCUGCCGCUGCCGCCGCUGCUGCUGCCGCUGCUGCACAAGAGGCCAAGGAGCAGAUGCUGCAAAACAUUGCCGAAGAGCGCCGUGCGCUCGAGGAAAAGCUGCGCGCGCUCUCGGAGCGCCAGCGCGCCAUCAACGACGAGGCGCCGGCCCAACCGGCCCUGGCCACCCCAACCCCGGACGCAACCCCCGCCACUGUUGACGGCGGCGCGCACGAGCCAGCGUCUGAGCAGCAGCCGACAUCUGCUGCCGACGCCCGGCAAAGCCCUCCGCCGCAGCCUGUUGCGCCGCUACCGCUCGGUGAGCCAACGCCCACCAACCCGCCCCCGUAUCAGACUGGCAUCAGCGGCGGCGGCGGCGCCGGAAGCAACGGGUCGGUUCCGCCGCUCGCGCUGAACGCGCUCAGGACGCCGUCGUCGCCGGUCGCCUCUGCAGGCGCUGCCACGCCGGGCUCUCCUGAGCUGAACUUUGCUCCCCUACCGGCGACCGGCUCGCCUCCGCGAGCCAGCCCGCUUGACUCGCCGGUUGCAAAGGCCAUGCCCGCAGUUGCGAUCGAUUCGCGGCUGAAGGCUGGCCGGGACUCGAUUGAUUCUGGUUCGUACAUGAUCUCCCCGCGCCGGGUUCUCGAGUGGUCGGCCGAGACGCUGCCACAAGUCGUGCUCCGCAACGUUGACGCGGGGCAGACAAUGGCCGAGUUUAAGGUAUCAUUCUUUGUUUCUGGCUCCCGCAAGUCUGUCAAGUUUAUGUUCGACCUCAAUCGCGAUACCGCGUUCAUGGUGGUCGAGGAGCUGAAGCAAGAGUACGCACUCCAGCCUGCCCACGCUAGCCACAUCCGUGACGCCAUGGAGCGUCACCUCGCACAGGUCAAGCUCGGCUCGCAUCCGAUUCUCACGCAGCUCGCACCCGAGCCGAGCGCCCCGCCCGGUACUGUGGCCGGCGCAAUGGUCCCGCGCCCCGUCACGCCCGAAAUUGAGUACUCAGACGCGACGCCGUCAAAGCCCGAGCCAGUGCCGGUGUCUGGCCCGCCUACCCGCGCGCGUGCCAACUCGCACGAGCCGUCGCCGCCGCACUACGCGCCAUCGCACGCCGCGGCGUCCAUCCCCAUUCCCACCGGCAGUGGCAGCGCCGCGAGCUCCAACGCGUCGCACUCGUCGCUCUCGGUCGCCUCCUCGCUCCCCACCGGGUGGCUUCCGACCGCCGCCGGCGCGCCGGGCACGGCUGGCUCCCACUUGCCUCCGGCAACAGCCGGCGAUGUGCAGCCGUAUGUCUCGCCGAUGUAUUCGAUGCCUCGGGGUGCCCACGCCCAGGUCGGCACCCUCUUGCCCGGCGCCCACUACGCGCCUCCGCCUGGUAGCAGUCUUGGUCCCAGCCACACUCAUGGCCGCGCCCAUACCCUCCAGCCGCUUGACAUCGGUGCCAUCCGCAAUGCCGCUGCCGUCGCCGCGCUCAACCCGGCCGCCGACAGCGGGCCGCACUCGGCCAACGCCGCCAUCACCGGCACCACCCAGUACUUUCCUCCCGCCCGCCACGGCUCGCACCCUGCCACUCCCUCUGCCUCGAGUGGUGGUGGCUCGUCUGUCGCUGCGCCCGGGACGGCUGCUGCUUUGCAAGCCCUCGACGCCCGGGCCCAGGCGCUCUGGUCGUCAUGGCAAGAUGCUGCUGCACCAGCUACGGCACCACCGACUGGGCCGCAGCCAGUUGAUGCCUUCUCGACUGCUGCUGCCCAUCCUGCUGCCUCCUCUCGCCUCCAUCCGGAGACUGCGCCCGCUCGCGAGCUCGACUCGGUCUCGGAAAGCGUUGACGGGCUGAUGGCCUCUCUGCGCGGGUAUGGCUCGUCUGCAGGCGGCCCGGACAGCUCGGCUCGCCACGGCGCGAACACUAAGGGUGAUGCGUCGCCACUGUAUGCAAAGUCGGUCGCCAUGCUUCGUGGGAUCACCCAGGCACAAGCGCAGGCGCAGGUGCAUGGCGGCGACGAGAGUGCUGCGCAUGUGGAGCAGGCGUCGCAGCUGGACGUGGAGAUUUCAAUGCUACGCGAGGAGAUGGAGUCUAUCGCAGAGCAGCUGACGACGAUGGAUGUGAGCCUGGCACCAGCGUCUCCGCCGCCACCGUCGUCGCCGAUGCUGCGCGAGUCAAUGCGGCGCCGGCCGCCUGCGCCUGCCAUUUCACCGCUGCGGAGCAGCCGCGUGCCGCAGCGGCGAUCGCCGUCACCGGCCCACUCUGAUGAUUCGCUGGACAUACCCGAGCCGCCACGGAUGCAGGGCAGCCGUGGAGGUCGGGCUCACCGGGCUCGACGGGUGGGCCACGGACGCGGCGGGAGCGAGACAAGCAGCGCGCGUGUGCGGCAGCGUGUGCGGCGGCGGUUGAAUACCGGAUCGGGCGACGAGGCGGAGCCCGCCGGCGCUGUGGGCAAGCUCGCGCGGGCAGAGCGCCGGAUCCGGCAGCUCGAGUCCGCGCGCAAGCGCGAGGCCUUUGAGAUGCAGCAGUUGCGGCGAGAAAACGAGCGGCUGGCCACCCGGAUCGAGCACCUGAGCGCCGACCUGGAAGCCGUGACUCGGCGCGAUUCGGAGACCCAGGCUGUGCGCACCUCACUGGCCAAGGCCGAGAAGGUUGUGUCCUCGCAACGUAACCUCAUCGCUACGCUCAAGGGUGAGAUUGCACAUCUCAAGCGGAGCAAGCGCUGA